Molecule: messenger RNA, 7545 nt
Organism: Xyrauchen texanus (razorback sucker)
Lineage: Eukaryota; Metazoa; Chordata; Actinopteri; Cypriniformes; Catostomidae
Gene: arhgef11
Product: Rho guanine nucleotide exchange factor (GEF) 11
Exons: 41
Coding region: 1408-5697 (1429 amino acids)
Biological process (GO): G protein-coupled receptor signaling pathway; intracellular signal transduction
Cellular component (GO): cytoplasm
Molecular function (GO): guanyl-nucleotide exchange factor activity; G protein-coupled receptor binding
Source: RefSeq, a predicted model, not a curated record
CAUACAUCAAGGGAUGACGGUAUUAUUCCAGAAUGGCGAACCUUGGACAUUGAUAUAAAACUACAUUUAAAUACCUACGAAACACACAUUUGGGGAAACACUGAUGGCGUAUCUGCGUUGAAGGUCCUUACAGCAAGAGACGGGUGCAAGAGACGGGUGCAAGAGACGGGACAAGAAAAGAUCCGAGCCGUUGAAGGAUUACAUGAAUCUAUUUGGCAACCAAACGAGCGUGUGUAAGUCGUCAAAUUUCGGCCAGUAGUUGCACCCCAAAACAAAGGCGACCCGUGGUGAGUUAAUAGCAUCGCUAGUGCUGAGAAUCGCUUCGGGAUCGUGUAAUUGCACCUCAUACCAGACUUAUUUCGCUCGUGCUUGAAGGUGAAAGGCAGCGGCCGCUUGAGUUGCCCUCGCUUGCGGCGCCUAUCCGUACCCAGCGUCGGGGAUGCGAGUUUUCUAGCUUAUUGAAUCGAGCCUGCGGUUUGUCCAUGGUGGUUAUGUCUAAACACGAGAAUCACGAAUCUAUGGAUUUGCGCAUCGCACACUAAUGUAGAAAGUGUUUAGUGCACUGAGCUUCAGAUUGUCUGUAGUAGUCUAAAUGUCACAACUGUGAAUCUGGCUGCCUGUGUAUUAAGGUUGGAGUGGUUUAUGCACUUUAUUUCUCUGCUACCACUGUGGGUUAUGUGCUUGCAUACAUCCUGAUCUCAAGCCUUUUGGUUUUUAUUAAAACUGGUUUCCCAGGGGGUGUUUUUUAUAAGCUCAGCUUGAAUAGCUCUGAGAUCACUUGCUCCAAAGACCAGAGUAACCUGUUAAAAUCUGAAAGCUGUUGGACUAAUUGACUGAAGCAUACAUGGUCUGCAUCUUCUUUAUACACUGAAUUUGGUCAUGCUUCAUCAUGCUUUUAGUCAGGCUUUCACUAUUAGAUAAUUUUUAUUUUUUUGAUUGUGUUGGGAGAUCCUUUACAGUGUCGAGUUCGUUGGUUAUGUUUAAAUAAAGUUGUUGACAUCACCACAGGGUGUUAAUUUUAAAGUGAAAGAUGAUUCAGUCUUCAGGAAUUGUUGUUCAAAUCAGUUGGCCAGACACAAAGUUGAAGCUGCAGAGAUAAUACUGCAAUAUUGACUCUCUGUGUUGCACAAGUGCUUAGUUGUUAUUACACUAUCAAACACAUGCAAUUAAAGUGAAUUUGGAGUGAUUGGGCUUAUGUGGAUGGCUCAAACAGCUUUAUCAAAUGGAGCUAUGAUGAGGAGGAACACUGUGUUGUCCCAAAUUAAACUUUGACCCCUGCAGUGGUGUCAAAGCACAAGACUCAUCUCAAGGAGUGGAAAGAGGAGAUCCAACUGAAGCUUCAUUAAUGACAUAAGCUCAAACUGAUAAAAAAAAAUCACUACAAACAACGUCUGACGGUUUGCAGCCAUGAGCAUUCGCCAUCCGACCUCCACACUGGACAGGUUGAGCAGUUUGACAUUAGGAGACUCUGAGUGCAGGUCCUCUCUUGGCCAAGAGAGGGAGACACUACCAGAUCUCCUUUCAGAGAGCACGGGUCUGGUCCAAAGGUGUGUAGUUGUGCAGAGGGACAAUUUGGGGUUUGGCUUCACUGUGUGUGGGGAGCGGAUCAAACUAGUGCAGAAUGUGCGGCCAGGUGGAGCAGCGAUCAAGGCUGGGGUUCAUGAAGGAGACAGAAUCAUUAAGGUCAAUGGUUCAUUGGUUUCUUCCAUGUCUCAUCAGGAAGUGGUAAAAAUGAUCAAAUCUGGGACAUAUGUGGCAUUGACUCUGCAGGGCCCACAUCCUUUAGCUGCAUCUGUCCCUCUUCAGCCCCUCCCUACUGACCUCUUGCCCAAUCACAGAACAGCAUUGGGAGUUGAAGCACUGCCUCCUCCACCUCCACUGACGCCACCCACAGGAAGCAGCACCCCACACAGAAUCACAGCACCCAAACCAUUACAGGACCCUGAGGUGCAAAAACAUGCCACAGAAAUCCUCAGGAAGAUGUUAGAACAGGAGGAGGCGGAGCUACAGAACCUACUAGAGGAACAGUUUCGAAAUCCUUCCUCUUCCUUAGAGGAGCGAAUAGGAAGUGCCAAACGGAGAGCCAAUCAAGUCAGAGUAAAAAUUCAGCAAGAUGUGCAUGGAACACGAUCAGAAGCUAUUGCCAACUAUUUCACUGCUGGAGAAGGUCGGUUAUCAGUGGACUCCAGUGAAGGAGAUGUUGAGGCAUGUGAAAGUCCCUUCUCCUCUCCCUCCACCUUCCUGCAGAAUCCUCUGCAACACAGGCAGGGAUCUGACAUAAACACCUCUGAUUUGGGAGGAAAAGCACAGAUCAUUGGACCAGAAGAAGAAGAGGAGGAUGAUUAUGAGUACACAAUCAAUGAGAUGCACGGGCUGUUCCAGGACAUUGAGCUGCUAAAAAGUCGUCCGGCAUACAUGACCGUGUUCAUAAGAUAUGUUUUUAGUCAACAACUUGAUCCCAACCCACUGCUGUUUUAUCUGUCUGUGGAGGCAUACCUGAGCUCAAGUCCAAAAGACGCCCGUUCACUCGCCUCUCAGAUCUGCUCCCACUUCCUGGACCAUGAUGCUCCUCUGAAGAUUGAAGUCAGAGAGGAGUUUCUGACUGAUAUAGAGUGUCGACUCCAUGCUCAGGAGGACAUUCGUGGGUCUCUGUCUGAAUUACAGCAGCAAAUGCUUCCAGAUAUUCAAGACCAACUUCAAGACUACAGGAAUAAGCAGAUGAUGGGUCUGGGCUCUCUGUUUGGAGAGAGCGAACUACAGCAGUUAGAUGGAGACCCUGUGAAAGAGAGACAGGUGGUGGACAAGCAGGUCAUCGCACUCUGGGAAGUCCUUUCAAAACAUGAUGAGGAUAGAAGUUCUCCAUUAGCGUCUGCUGUUCAUCUGUAUCUCAGACACUCAGGCAUUAAGCUCAGAGACUCUAAAGUCUUUCCUGGCUUGAUAUCGGAGAAGGAGAAGUGGCUUCCGUUUUUUCCCAAAACUAAAAAGUCAAGCAGCGCAAAAAGAGAGAAGGAUGGAGAAGAUAAGAAAAGAAAUCCCAUUCUAAAAUACAUUGGGAAGCCCAAGAGCACAUCUCAGUCCACAUUCCAUGUUCCAUUGUCCCCCACUGAAGUUCGUCCUGGCAGUGUGCAAAACAUCAUUCAGCAGUUUGAGAAUCAUUCAGACUCUGUUGAGGACAGAGAGACAGAUGGACAGAGUUUGUCUUCCAACAGCUUCAGAGAGGACAGUAUGGACAGUCCGACCAUAUCAAUGCGUUUGGCUCGUAGCGAGUCCUUGAAAGCUCACGGGGAGGGGCGACGACAUGAAGGUGGAACAGGGGUGGAGUCUGUCCCCCGUUCCCGUAGCGAUGUGGAUAUGGAAGACUUUGAGGAGAGGGAGGGACCAGGGCUGAGGCCACUACAUCACAGCACCUCUUCUUCAGUGUCCAGCAGCUCAGCACGAUCAUUUGAGAACCCAACACCACCAUACACUCCUCGCUCCCGACGCAGGAGCGUGGACUCUCCGGUACCUCUGUUGCCAGAUGCUCCUGCUCUGGAGGAGGACGUUAUCGACUCUCACAACUGGCAGGAGACAGUGGAGCCGCACAUUUUGAUGUCACUGAGCUCACGAGAGAUCGACAGACAAGCUGUCAUCUACGAGCUGUUCACCACAGAGGCGUCACACUUGCGGACUCUCAGGGUUCUAGAUCAGGUGUUCUUCCAGAAGAUGCAGAAUGUUCUCAGCCCAGAGGAACUCUCUUGUAUCUUCCUGAACCUGCGUCAGGUCUACGAACUACACGCAAGCUUAUGUGAGUCCAUGAGGAAGCGCAGGGAAUCAGUGAUCGUUCAUGGCAUCGGUGACAUAAUGCUGGCCAGAUUUGAGGAUGAGGCCGGUGAUCAGUUUCAAGACCAGGUGUCUCAUCUGUGCAGUCAGCAGAGUCAAGCAUUGGAGCUCAUCAGAAGCAAACAGCGCAAAGACCCCCGAUUCGCUCACCUUAUACAGGAGUGUGAGGCCAGUCCUCACUGUCGCAGACUACAGCUGAAGGAUCUGUUGGUGUCUGAGAUGCAGAGAUUGACUAAAUAUCCACUGCUGCUGGACAACAUCAUCAAACACACAGAGGUGGGUUCUGCGGACCUGCAGUUGCUGCAGAGAGCUCAGGUCUGCUGCCGCGGGAUACUGCAAGCCGUCAACGAAGUGGUAAGGGAGACAGAGCACCGGCAUCGCCUCAGCCAAUACCAGCGCAGGCUGGACCUGACACCCCUGGAGAGACAGACCAAUCUCGUUGCAGCACAGUUUAAGAAUCUGAAUCUCACCACCAAGAGAAUGAUCCAUGAGGGGCCGCUCACGUGGAAAGUCAGCAAAGACAAAGCAAUCGAGAUCCAGGCACUCUUGCUCUCAGAUCUGUUAGUGCUGCUUCAAAGGGGUCCAGAUGACCGGCUCAUCCUGCGGUGUCCAUCACGAGUCGGAGGUGGGGCUACAGACCUCAAUGCUCCUUUCUGUCCUGUCGUCCGUCUCGACUCGUUGCUCAUUCGAUCAGUCGCUACAGACAGUAAAGCGCUUUAUGUGAUCAGUACAUCAGAGAGUCAGAUCUAUGAGCUGGUGGCCGGGACAUCCUCGGAGAAGAACACUUGGAAAGACCUGCUUGAAAAGACAAUCGCUUUAGCCACUCAAGGGGCAGGCGAAGUCAAACAAGGAUCGCUAGCGCCGUCAUCAGGUGGGAGUUCAUCUGCCAAUCAAUUACAUAUAUCACUGUCAGAGGAGUCUGUGUCUCUGGAGAAGGACUCGGCUGAUGAUGAUGAGGAUGAAUGUGCUCUCACACCUACCACACCAACAGACGAGUCAGAAGUAUGUAAUGAUGAGGACAAGGAUGUCUACCUAGAAGCAAAAGCUGGUGUUGCAGAAGCUGCUCUUCAAGAUGUGGAGAACCUCAGACAGCUGAUCUUCAGGGAUGUUGAGGAUGGAUGGAGUCAAGAUUCAGAUGACACACCCACAAAUGAGACGGCCAAUGAAAGAAAUUAUUUUUCUGACAGAGUGGAGCCAGAGGUUUCUGAACUUGCCCCUAGUGAGAGACCCAGUCAGUGGGUGGAGGAACAUGUUGAGGUGGUGCAACCUACUGUUCAGGUUGUGAGGAAAGUUGUGGGUGCGGGUUCUUAUAUACCUGAAGACAUCACUGAUGAUGUCACCUCCUACCAAUCCUCUAUGGAGAAAGGAAACAUGUUUUUUCUGGUCAUGCACAACCAAAAUAGUGCUCUCACAGACGAGAGCAGCACAGAUGCAAUUGAAGACUCGGACACAUCUCAGAACCACCAUCAGACUCCGAGCGUGUUCUUAUCAUCCUUUAUUGGUGAAGAAGAACAACAAGAGACUCCCUGCCUGUCUCCAACAGACCAAUCACUGACUGAGAGCCUGAGUCAAGAGGAGGGGCUUGGCCAAUCACAAGCUAACAGCCAGCGGCACGUGAUCAAGAAUGUGGACGAGAUCUUCCACACGAUUGAAGAGCUGAUGAGGAAACUUCAGCACCUUAGGGACAUUGAAGCAGACCACUACAAACUUCUGAAGAAAUUAAGGAAGCCUCUUUCUGUUGAUAAAGCGUCAAGUGAACUCUUCCACAAGUCUCCCACAGCAGCCGGAAUACCGUCAAUGGGCCGUGGAGCAGGCGAUGGCAAGGAGGGUGUCUCGGAAGAACCAUCUCAACCAGAAAUCCAGUCUACUGGAUUCUGACAUUUUACACUGGACCUGUUCAUUUUUCUCUCACGCACAAACACAUGUAUGCUCUGCACUGAUAAUGUAGUCCCUUCCCAGCAUGCCUUGCUCCUGGAAGCAUAAUGUGUGGUGUUUGUAACUCAAUAAUUCGGGACUUAAAAUAGGGCAGACGACACUUCGGCCUACAUCCAGAAAGAAAGAAAAGAUGAAGAAAGAUAAAAGGAGGGAAGAGAAGAUUCAAGUGGAUUCUAGUAACGCAUUUGAGAGAAAAUUAAAUGUUAUUGAUGAGAACGUAGUUGUGAAGUGAUGAACAGAACAGGAAGUGAAAAGAAAGUGGAAUAAUGGAAUGUAAAAUAGUGUGGCUGAAGACAUGACUCUGCCCUUUGAAGGAAAUCCUAGCACUUUACCUGCUGCUAUACAUGCUUCUCAUCCAUUCAGCUAAUCAGGACACUCGGAAAUCCAAACAGGCACCAUUUUGGUUCGAAUAUAUCAUGAGCCAUAUCAACAAUACUCAAGAUGGCGGUGUCGACCAUUGCUGUGGAGCUGUAUGUGGAUGGUACGGCUUUGACAAAUCCAGGUUCUUUUUCACUGUGGAAAAUAUGGGGUGCAAUUAAGGAUAUAUCACAAAUAUCUUUAAUUUUGAGGCUUAUAUUUCAUAGAAUAACACUAUGCGAAAGAAGGAAAAAGAAAAGAUUUAUCUUGAAGUCUUUUAAUAAUGUGCUUUGGAAAAAGUCCACAAAUGUUUGUUGUGUCUACACACAGUGUUUCCUGCUGACGGCUCAUAACUGCACUGACUCCGGUUUGUACAGAAAAAGUGUAUUUAUGAAAUCUGUUGUCUGGCAUGGUCACAUGACCAUCAAGCUGACAUAUCAUUUUACGUGUAAAUAAUGUAAACUUUUGUCCCUCUCUGUUUGUCGUAGUUCAGUUGUAGCUCUCAACGGAUGCUCGAAGCACAAAUGAAGGGAUCUGGAACUCCAAUUCAAAAACCGUAACGGAAAUGCGUUAUCUUUAUAUAAGCGUUUGGCAUGUAAAGCUAACCUACGAAAGGAUGACAGUUACCUCACACAAGCUUUUUUAUUUAUUUUUUUAUUAUUGUUUUCUUACAUUUUUUUGUGUGACUGAGAUAUGUUUGAAUGGAUAACUACUUUAAAACUCAGGUGGAGAAAUGUAAACCUGAUCUCAUUUUUAGCUUUAAUGCCCUUUUUCCACUAUGUUUUUAACCAUUAUAUUUUCACUGGCUGUAUGCUUACCCUUUAAACUUGUCUUAUCUUUAUUCCCUCAUUCCUCCAUUGUUCCAUGUUUAUUCAUAUUCUGUCAACAACUCACAGAUUUGUAGAAGUAUGCUGCACAGUGAUAUUCAUACUCGUGCUAACUACUGUACGUAAAAAAAUGUUUAUUGACAUUCACUCAUGUAAUAUAGAGUUUACAGUCUGUUUUAUGUUAAUUUACUGUAAAGCUCUAGUUAUUUCUUUAAUUUUAUUUUUGUAGACAAACAAAAGAUGUGUAAAUUAUUUUCUUUAUUGUGAGAUUGUUAGAUGCACAGAAGGAAAAUGAGAAACUCAUGUUAAAAAAAAAUAUUUGUUUUGUGAAAUUAAAGAUGUAAAAUAAAUGUGUAUUUUUUAUUUUUUUUUAGUUUAGGAAAAUCUCUUUUCAUACAAUUUAUCAAAUUUCAGUCGAAUUUGAUGUAUCUAACAAAAAAUGAAAAGCUUCUUUGAAACUGAAUAUGGGCAUUGUGGAGAUGAUGCUUGCUUUAUAAAACUGAAUGGAAUCAUGAAAUUGUAUGUCUUUCACAAUUUUAAGUUACAUGAGCACUUUUUCAAUGAGUAAGAGCAAAAAGCAUUUAUUAAGCAAUUCAGAAGCUUGAGG